AAUAACCCUUCGCCAUCCCCAUACUCCCCAAGAGAAGACACCACCUCUUCAACAACAGGAGGCCACCAUUUCCAUAUCUCUCUCACACUCUCUCACACAUUUACUGUUGUACGCAUCCUUUUCUUCAGCUGCUUUCUUUUCUAUCUUUUCCUUUGCUAUCAAUCAUAUCAAUGGGAGCCAAAGGAGGAGGGUGAAGGUAAAGGAAGCCAAAGGAGGAGGGUAGAAGUAAAGGAAGGGUUAAAGCUAACAUUGAGAGAAGGAAGCAAAAGAAGAGAAAGCUGAGAAAGCCAAAUAUGUUGACGGAAAAGGAGGAUCUGGCACUAAGCCUCAGCCUGAGCUCCUCCACCAAUCACUUUGAUCAUUCAUCUCCUUCGCGACCACUGCCAUCGUCUUGUGUUCAGAAGCCGCGGUGGAGUCAUCUCCUCUUCGCCCCUUCGGAAGAUAGACCGACGCUUGAUGUCUGGCGAGGAGCAGGAGACGCGCAGCCUGUGUUGCGAAUGAUCGACGUGAACUGGGCGUCGUCUGCGGCUGCGGCAGCAGGGAGGGACAGCGAGGAGGAGGCAGACGCGUCCUCCCCCGACAGCGCCACCUCCAGCGUGGGCGGCAAGAGGGCCGAGCGCGACAAGAAGCAUGAGGCGGAGCGACCCUGUUCCCGCGGCGCCGCCAGCGACGAAGAGGACGGCGACCUGGUCUCCCGCAAGAAGCUCCGCCUCUCCAAGGACCAGUCCGCCAUCCUCGAGGAGAGCUUCAAGGAGAACAGCACCCUUAAUCCUAAGCAAAAGCUGGCAUUGGCGAAACAGCUCAACCUGCGGCCAAGGCAGGUGGAAGUCUGGUUCCAAAACAGAAGAGCAAGGACGAAGCUGAAGCAGACGGAGGUGGACUGCGGGUUCCUCAAGCGCUGCUGCGAGAACCUCACGGAAGAGAACCGAAGGCUUCAGAAGGAAGUCCAGGAACUGAGAGCCCUGAAGCUGUCGCCCCAUUUCUACACGCAGAUGACGCCUCCCACAACCCUCAUCAUGUGUCCUUCCUGUGAGCGUGCCUCCAAGUCCUCCACCGCCACCUCGUCGACGAACGCACCACUGCCGGAGCACCACCAGUUCCUCCCACACCACCGUCAGGUCUCUGCACCGUGGGCGCCCAUCUCGCUUCGUCCGUCCUUCCUCGAUGCCCCUCCGCAGCGAUCGUAGCCUCCGUUGCCGCAGCCCCUUUCGCCCACCCACGCCACUCCCACCUCCAUGAACAGCUCUACAUGAUGCUGAGUUUUGAGUAGUAACCUCUUUCGCUUUCAUAUGAUGGAAUACUGUUUAAACAGUAUGUACUACUGUCAACACUGAGACUUUUGCGUGAGGAAUCAGACGAUGGAUUAUAUGUAGUA
Molecule: messenger RNA, 1375 nt
Organism: Musa acuminata subsp. malaccensis (wild Malaysian banana)
Lineage: Eukaryota; Viridiplantae; Streptophyta; Magnoliopsida; Zingiberales; Musaceae
Product: homeobox-leucine zipper protein HAT4
Biological process (GO): regulation of DNA-templated transcription
Cellular component (GO): nucleus
Molecular function (GO): DNA-binding transcription factor activity, RNA polymerase II-specific; sequence-specific DNA binding
Source: RefSeq, a predicted model, not a curated record